UUUACCAAUAACAAAACCCAUAAUUUAUCACCGAGAGUCGAGCAUAAAGAAAAUAAAAACGCCCGUCCCUUCUUUCCAAAGCCACUCGGGCACUCAACUCUCACUCUUCACUCCACCUCUACUCUCUCUCUCUCUCGCUCGAAUUCCUCUCUCCUCCAACAAUGGGCCAAAACAGCAGCGGUCUAAACCGCCAAGGUGGCCCUCCCGGCGACCGUAAAGACGGCGAAAAAAAAGAGAAGAAAUAUGAGCCAGCAGCGCCACCCGCUCGCGUCGGCAGAAAACAGCGAAAACAAAAGGGCUCUGAAUCCGCCGCCCGUAUCCCCACCGUAACACCCUUAACCAAAUGCAAGCUCAGGCUUCUCAAGCUCGAGAGGAUUAAAGAUUACCUCUUAAUGGAGGAAGAAUUCGUCGCUAAUCAAGAGAGGCUUAAACCUCAGGAAGAAAAAACUGAGGAAGAUCGUUCCAAGGUUGAUGAUAUUCGUGGGUCCCCCAUGAGUGUUGGGAGUUUGGAGGAGUUGAUUGAUGAGAAUCAUGCCAUUGUUUCUUCUUCUGUGGGGCCUGAGUAUUAUGUUAGCAUUAUGUCGUUUGUUGACAAGGAUCAAUUGGAGCCAGGUUGCUCGAUUUUGAUGCAUAAUAAGGUUCUUUCUGUUGUUGGUUUACUUCAAGAUGAAGUUGAUCCUAUGGUAUCUGUCAUGAAAGUUGAGAAGGCUCCAUUAGAGUCAUAUGCUGAUAUUGGGGGCUUGGAUCCUCAAAUACAAGAGAUCAAAGAAGCAGUUGAGCUACCAUUGACUCAUCCUGAACUCUAUGAAGACAUUGGUAUUAAACCUCCCAAGGGAGUCAUUCUUUAUGGAGAACCUGGUACUGGGAAAACACUUCUUGCUAAGGCAGUGGCAAAUUCAACAUCAGCUACUUUUCUACGUGUUGUUGGCAGUGAAUUGAUCCAGAAGUAUCUUGGUGAUGGUCCAAAAUUAGUCAGGGAACUCUUCAGGGUAGCUGAUGACCUUUCACCAUCUAUUGUUUUCAUCGAUGAAAUUGACGCAGUUGGGACAAAGAGGUAUGAUGCUCAUUCUGGCGGUGAACGUGAAAUUCAGAGGACCAUGUUGGAACUUCUCAAUCAGUUGGAUGGCUUCGAUUCAAGAGGAGAUGUCAAAGUCAUCCUUGCAACGAAUAAAAUUGAAAGCCUUGAUCCAGCUUUGCUUCGUCCUGGGCGAAUAGAUAGGAAAAUUGAGUUCCCACUUCCUGAUAUUAAAACAAGGAGAAGAAUUUUUACGAUUCACACCUCAAAAAUGACAUUGUCUGAUGAUGUUAAUCUUGAAGAAUUUGUUAUGACCAAGGAUGAGUUUUCUGGUGCUGAUAUAAAGGCCAUAUGUACUGAAGCUGGGUUACUUGCCUUAAGAGAGCGUCGCAUGAAGGUUACACAUACGGACUUCAAGAAGGCUAAAGAAAAGGUGAUGUUCAAGAAGAAAGAAGGCGUGCCAGAAGGACUUUACAUGUGAAGAGCCUGCAUCUGUUAUCAACUACAAUUACAAUUACAUAGAACUUUGGUUUUUCCUCUUUUGUCUUUGUAUAUUUUUGUUAUCGAAGGUAUAAUCCCGUUAAACAUACUUUGUAGAUGGAAUAUUUGAAUCUAUUGGUGCCAAGUUUCUGUAUGAUCAGUUAUGCUCAA
Spinacia oleracea (spinach) is the source of this 1666-nucleotide messenger RNA. RefSeq names its product 26S proteasome regulatory subunit 4 homolog A-like. NCBI's taxonomy places the organism in Eukaryota, Viridiplantae, Streptophyta, Magnoliopsida, Caryophyllales, Amaranthaceae. The record is from RefSeq and is a predicted model, not a curated record. The transcript has 6 exons. The coding region runs from base 162 to 1496 and encodes 444 amino acids. Gene Ontology annotation, molecular function: ATP hydrolysis activity; ATP binding.